This is a messenger RNA of Epinephelus moara (kelp grouper), 4873 nucleotides long. RefSeq names its product zinc finger protein 271-like. The record is from RefSeq and is a predicted model, not a curated record. NCBI's taxonomy places the organism in Eukaryota, Metazoa, Chordata, Actinopteri, Perciformes, Serranidae. The transcript has 3 exons. The coding region runs from base 435 to 1793 and encodes 452 amino acids. Gene Ontology annotation, molecular function: DNA-binding transcription factor activity, RNA polymerase II-specific; RNA polymerase II cis-regulatory region sequence-specific DNA binding. Gene Ontology annotation, biological process: central nervous system development; regulation of transcription by RNA polymerase II. Gene Ontology annotation, cellular component: nucleus.
UACACAAUUUAGUGAGUUACAGUCCUUACACACGCACACACACACAUGUCUGUUUGUGAACAUGUGUAUCCUGUUAUAUAGAGACGUAUUAUUAUUAAUAUUAUCAUUAUUAUUAUUAUUAUUGUUAUUAUUAUUAAUGUCUGUCUCAGUUUGAACAGUUUAUUCCUCAGGUUGGUCGCGCGGAACUUUAAUUGUGCGGAGCUUCUUCCGUGACGAACACAGUUCUGUGUUGCACAUGAUCAGGAAGUCUGCAUCAGUGCAGGCUCGUUGUCGGAGGGCUUAAUAAUUCACUUCACCUCCUCAUUAAUUGGCUUGGGUCGGCACUUUAUGUGGUGGAGCCCCUGCGUGGACCUGGAAACGGAGUGGAAGUGGGUAGGUAGAGGGUGUAGGGCCCCAUCAGGGACCAGGAGCAGGAGGAGCAGUAGAGGAGCGGAAUGGAGGAGGACAAGCAGAACCCGGAGCACCGGAGCAACAAGGUCCCCAGAAGACAAGCAGCAGGCUCGUCCUCUGAUAGCAGCGAUGUUGAAAAACAGAGAAAAAGAGGACUCCAACGUCACCGCUGUCAGCACUGUGACAAAUCCUUCACAUCACCUGGUGCUUUGAAGGUUCAUCAGAGAGUUCACACUGGAGAGAAACCAUACAGCUGUGACCACUGUGAGAAAUCUUUCACCACAUCAGGUUCCCUAAACAACCACCGACGUGUUCACACUGGAGAGAAACCGUACAGCUGUGACCAGUGUGUGGCAGCUUUUACACAGUUAAAUCACUUAAAGAUCCAUCGACGCAUUCACACAGGAGAAAAACCAUAUAGCUGUGAUGAAUGCGGGAAAGCUUUCAGCACUCGGGAUAGAUUGAAAAACCAUCAACGCACUCACUCUGGAGAGAAACCGUACAGCUGUGACCAAUGUGGAGCAGCAUUCUCAAAGUUAAGUAAUUUAAAAGGCCAUCAACGCAUUCACACAGGAGAUAACAGCUGUGAACAAUGUGGGAAAGGUUUCACCACCCUUAAGGACCUAAAAAUCCACCAGCGAAGUCACACAGGAGAGAAACCACACAGCUGUGAUCAAUGUGGGAAAUCUUUUGCAAGAUCUGGGGACCUCAUAAACCAUCAACGUGUUCACUCUGGAGAGAAACCUUACAGCUGUGACCAAUGUGGAAAAGUUCUGCGUACAUCAACUCAUCUAAAAAUCCACCAGCGGACUCAUACUGGAGAGAAACCAUACAGUUGUGAUCAGUGUGAAAAAGCUUUCAUCACACAAAGUCACUUAGUCAUACAUCGCCGCAUUCAUACUGGUUACAAACCUUCCUGGUGUGAGCUGUGCGGGAAAACUUUCAGCUCACAGAGCAACUUGAAAACCCACCAGCGCAUUCACACGGGAGAGAAACCAUACUGGUGUGAACAAUGUGGGAAAAUUUUCACCAGAUCAGGCGACCUCAAAAUCCAUCAACGAAGUCACACUGGAGAGAAACCGUACAGCUGUGACCAGUGUGGGGCAGCUUUCAGCACUCCCUGUAAUCUAAAAACCCAUCAGCGCUGUCACACUGGAGAGAAACCGUACAAGUGCGACCUGUGUGAGAGAUCUUUCACACAGUUAAGUAACUUAAAAAGUCAUCAACGCAUGCAUAAUGGAGAGAGGCCGUACUGGUGUGACCAAUGUGGGAGAACUUUUUAUCAUGGUAGUCACCUCAUAAAACACCAACGCCGUCACUCUGAAUCGUCUGAUCAGUCUUCAAAGCCCUCGGCGUUUCCUCCUGCCACCUCAACCUCUGAUAUCUGUGUUGUAAUAAUCUGAGCUUCUACACUGCAAGGUGAAUAAAAUGGUGCGAUUGUUCUGACAGUGCAACCAUGUGAGAGAGUCCCGCUGGAAUGUUUCUGGAUGUUCCUGUUGAGUUAUCACAGUCUGUCCUGUUCUAAAGUUGGAGGACUGUAAUCAUGUACCCAUCAGCCUGAAGUGUCCUCUCUGUGUUGGAGCAGGUCCGGGUAUAAGGAGUCGACGAUGAAAACCCUGACUGACUGAAGACCAGAAACUUUUCAUAAAAUAAUCUCAGCUCAAUGUACACUUACUGGCUUUCCCUGGAGCUUGUCGGGUCUUCUUAACUGUUGACUCAUCUUGGACCACUAGAGACCUCCCAGAGAGACUCCCUACAGUGAGGAUCGACCACAAACCUUUCAGACUCUUAAAGGAAAAUUCUGGCGAAAUUUAAUGUGAUAUAUUCACUAUAAAGUGAGAGUCUCUCUCCAUGGGAUUUUUAAAAAUAGCAGCCUUGUGCAUUUAGUCCUUCUCAGGCAAGCUCAGGGGUUUAGUGUUGCUGUAGCCCACAGGAAGUGAGGAUUAGAAUAUAUGACCUUCACAUAAUCCGCUCCAAAUGAAUCUAUAUUUUUAAAAUUAUUACUAAAAGUGUGUGUCAUAUAAAAACUAAAGUGAUGGCCAAAGUUGUCACAGUGAAAUUUAAGGUGUGCUGAUGGAUUCACGUCAUCAACUCAUGCACUGAGUAACAUUACAAGUUAACGUUCCACCUUAAAAGUUGCCGGCAGUCGGCCCAGUGAAUGAAGUUAUUUUUUUCUCUUUCAUUUUAUAGUUGCAGUUUACUGAUGUGUAGGCCUGUCACGAUAUGCGAUAAGUCGGUUAAUUGCACGGUAAAUUAAAAGGGAGACGGUAACUUUUCCGGCUGCGAUUAAUUGCCAUAUUCCUGCGUGUUUGUUUUUCUGUCUCUCUCCAUCAAAGAAACUGGACGACAAGAGCAUUCACUGCCGUGCAUCGUCUGGCAGCCAGGUGAGUUCAUUCAUUAGCGUAAUGAACAAAGGGAAAGCUCUUGUCAUCGAGUGUCUUUGUCUCUGUGGGGGAGGCGGUGCUAUGGGCCACACACACACACACACACACACACACACACACACACACACACACAGUGCGAUCUCCGUGAGGGGCAGACGAGGCGGAGAAAAAGAAAAAAAAACAGUUGUGCGUAAAAGAAAGACAGGGAACUUGUUCCUAAACCAAACGCCACGGCCCCUGUGUGGGAGUGUUUUGGAUUUAAACCAAAUGACAGAGGGCAGCCCAGUAAUUUGGACGAGCCGGUGUGCCGGGUUUGUUCUAAAACCAUCUCUACAAAAAGAGCGAAUACGACCAACUUAACUGCACACCUGAGAGAAACUGACAGUCUAUUUUUUUGUAUUUAUUUAUUUAUUUAGGUAUUUUUACGUGUUAUUUCAGAUAUUUAAAUUUUCUUUUUUGCAUUCCUAAAUAUUCUUGUUAAAUAAAUGUGUAUUUCUCUUUUAAAGGGUGCACUUACAUCAUUAUGCCGUUAUUAUCAUUAUAUAAGUUUAAAAAUGGUCUAAAAACAGCAAAAUUGCAACAAUAAUAAAAAUGGUCUUAAAAGCACAGUAUUACGCAAUAUUAUCGCUUAUCACAAUAAUUUCUGACGCAAUUAAUCGCCCAGCAAAAUUUGUUAUUGUGACAGGCCUACUGAUGUAUGAACAGAGGUUACAUAAAACCAGAGUUAGCGUCCUCUACUGACCAAUCAGACUGCAGGGUUUCUAGCUCCACCUUUUAGUACCAGAUCUGUGUGCUAGGUACCCCAACAGAGGGGGGACCAAACAUGGGGACGCUAAGGAACACUUCUGUUGGUACCAUCCACAACUUUACACUGUGGGAACAGAAACAAUGAGCUGAACCGGACUGCUUGGUGGAACCUGGGCUAAUCAUCCUGUGUUCCUGUCCCCUGGUAGAACCUGCAGGUUGUAACGGACACCAAAGUCUUCUGAGCUCUGAGCAUCAUCAACAAGUUAAAUACCAGAUCAAUAUGAUGUAUGUUAUCAUGUGUAACAUGUUUGAUGUCUUAUCCAGUGUCUUGCAUUGGUCCUGUGUUUGUCCACAUGUAGAAGACAGCUGAGUUUUUCUUGCUGAGCUCCACCUGUAUAAAGAGACAGAGACAGAAGUUGAGUUGAAGCCUGUUUGUUUCUGUGUGGAGGAUUGUAAUGUCCAUAUCAUCAGAUGAGUUCAGCCUUUAAUAAAACUAGUUUGUAGACUCUGCAGUGGGAUUAAAGUUCCUGGUGUUGGUCUUUGCUCCUGUCACAGUCUCACUACUAAAGCUCAGACGCUCCUCAGGAUCAGCUCCACAGUUUUACUCUCACUCUGUGAUGGUGAGUUGAGUUGGAGUUGUUAUUAAAGUGAUGCUGCCUCAUUAAACCAGGCGAGGUCCUUGAACACAGUCUCCAUCAGACUCUGUGAAAAUCUGCAGCACAUCCACUCUGUAGUUUAUUCAGCCUGUUACUGUUGUGGACGGGGCCGCGGCAAAACAGAUUUUGGCCAUCUGAAAAACUCAGUAUCAGUGUAAGUGUACGCUAUGUUUGAAUAUUUGCUCAGCUUUACCUCACACACUCACUAAAUGAGGCAGCAACGCUGUGCUCUGCUACAUAAAAUGAGUCUGGUGACUUUGAUUUAACAGCUUCAGAUAUCCAUCGGAAAAGACUGUCUGACUGCAAGGUAAAGAUUCAAGGUUAAAGAUAAACUUUAUCAUUCCACAAAGUAGGAAAUUUAUCUAAAUUUAUAAUGUUUGUAACGCGAGGAUUUUCUCCCUGCAAGUUCUUGUAAAUAAAAAUUGUGAUUUGGUCUAUAGCGUAUUCAUUCUUUGGUUUCACUGUAACGCCUGUUUACAUCCUGUUGUGUCAGCAAAUGUGAUUGUUGCUGUUGAACUUGUUUCCUGUCAGGGUCUCUGCUGUAAUAAUUGGAGCUGUUUUUAAUGUUGGACACAAAGAGACGCUCUGACUCGUCAUCUCAAACUGUUUCCAUCUGUCAGUGUUUGUUGAGCUGUUGUGAUCGGCCUCCUCAGCAUUAACAUUUAUUAUUUACACUAAUGUAAAGCAGCGUGUUGC